AUGAGCUCUCUACGCUGGGGUGGGCUCGGUGCCCUGCUGCUGCUGCUGAGGCUGCUCCCAGGCUGGGCCAGCCCCACCCUCAUCCGUGUUAACCGAGGGGUCAGGGUGAUGAAGGGCAGCUCCGCCUUCCUGUCUCAGGAUGACCUGAAGUUCGCCAUCCCCAAAGAGAAAGAUGCCUGCAAAGUGGAAGUUGUGAUGAAUGAACCAAUAACCCAGAGGGUUGGGAAACUCACUCCACAGGUCUUUGACUGCCAUUUCCUUCCCAAUGAAGUAAAGUAUACUCACAACGGUUGCCCAAUUCUUGAUGAAGACACAGUGAAGCUUAGACUUUACAGAUUGACUGAGACAGACACCUUCACGGAAACCUUUAUCCUGCGGGUCUAUCUCCUGGAACCAGACUGUAACGUCAUCCGUAUAAGUGACAAUGUACUGGAGGUGUCUGAAUUCUAUGGCCUGUCCCGAGCCAUUGAUAAAAACCUGCUCAGAUUUGAUUAUGAGAGGACGGCUAGUCUGGAGUGUACAGUCAGGCUGGACCCUGUGGGAACUCGGCUGCCAGCCCAUGGCCAGCUGGUUCUGGUGGAGCCCCGGCCGGAAGAACCUCGUGGAGAUCACCCACACAGUUUUUUCCCUGAGUCUCAACUGGGAACAGAACUGAAGUGUCCAGGUGGCAGAUGUCCCCUGGGACUGAAGAAAAUAGGAAGUCUCAAAGUGAGCUGUGAGGAAUUCUUGCUGUUGGGGCUUCGAUAUCAACAUCUGAGUCCCCCUUCUCCGCACAUUGAUUACAUCUCCAUCCGACUGGACCUCACAGAUAGCAGGAGUAAAAUCAUAUACAAGUCAGAGAGUGUGUGGUUACCCGUCUAUAUGAGAGCUGGCAUCCCUAAUCAGAUUCCAAGGGCUGCAUUCAUGGCCAUGUUUAUUCUGGAAGUGGAUCAGUUCAUCCUGACCUCUUUGACUACAUCAGUUCUGGACUGUGAAGAGGAUGAGACCCCCAAACCCUUGCUGGUGUUCAACAUUACUAAAGCCCCGCUCCAAGGCUAUGUGACUCACCUGUGGGAUCACACCAGACCGGUGUCCUCCUUCACCUGGAAAGACCUAAGUGACAUGCAAAUUGCCUAUCAGCCACCAAACAGCAGCCAUUCUGAGAGGAGACAUUAUGAGGUGGAGUUGGAAGUGUAUGACUUCUUCUUUGAAAGGAGUGCACCUAUUACCGUCCACAUCUCCAUCAGAACAGCAGACACAAAUGCCCCGAGAGUGUCCUGGAACACAGGUCUGAAUCUCCUAGAGGGACAGUCUCGGGCCAUCACUUGGGAACAGUUUCAGAUUGUUGACAAUGAUGACAUUCAUGCUGUCCAGGUAGUCACUGGGGAUGGCCUGCAGCAUGGACAGCUUACUCUGAGAGGGGGGAAGGGGUUUCUCUUCACCGUGGCUGACCUUCAGGCUGGAGUCGUUCAAUAUCAUCAUGACGACAGUGACUCCACCAAAGACUUUGUGGUCUUCAGGAUAUUCGACGGCCAACACAGCAUCCGACAUAAGUUUCCCAUCAACAUCUUGCCCAAAGAUGAUAGUCCACCAUUCCUCAUAACCAAUGUUGUGAUUGAACUGGAGGAGGGGCAGACCAUACUGAUCCAAGGUUCCAAGCUGAGAGCUUCAGACAUGGACUCCAGUGAUGACUACAUCUUCUUUAAUAUCACGAAACCCCCGCAGGCUGGAGAGAUCAUGAAGAAGCCAGCACCAGGACUGAUAGGCUAUCCUGUCCCUGGCUUCCUUCAGAUGGAUCUGUUCAAUGGCAUCAUUUACUAUCGUCAUUUUGGUGGAGAAAUCUUUGAAGAUUCGUUUGAAUUUGUGCUGUGGGAUAGCCACGAACCUCCAAAUCUCUCAGAGCCACAGGUGGUGACAAUCCAUAUCACUCCAGUAGAUGACCAGCUUCCAAAAGAGGUUCCUGGAGUUUCUCGACAUUUGGUUGUUAAAGAAACGGAGGUGGCCUAUAUCACUAAGAAACAUCUACAUUUUGUAGAUACGGAAUCAUAUGACAGGGAGCUGCUCUACACAGUAACCACUCCUCCAUUUUUCUCCUCUAGCCUCAGACACUUGGAUGCUGGGAAAUUAUUCAUGGUAGACAGCAUACCAAGGCUAACCAAAAACCCUGCAGCUCCAGGGUUGAAGUCAUUCACUCAGCAUGCUGUGAACUAUAUGAAAGUGGCCUACAUGCCACCCAUGCAAGAUAUAGGCCCCCAUCCCCGACACGUCCAGUUUGCCUUUUCUGUCAGUAACCAGCACGGUGGCACUUUGUUCGGGAUCUGCUUUAACAUCACGAUUCUUCCGGUGGACAAUCAGGUCCCUGAGGUAUUUACCAACCCUCUGAGAGUGGCUGAGGGAAGUCAGUGUGUCAUCAGCACAGAGCAUGUCCUGGUUUCUGACGUGGACACCAAACUGGACAACAUCCACCUCUCCCUGCAGAGACAGCCUCAGCACGGAAGGGUGGAGCUGAAUGGAUUUCCUCUAAACACAGGGGCCAUAUUUUCUUGGGGAGACCUCCAGGCCUUAAAAGUUAGGUAUCAGCAUGAUGGAUCUGAGAUACUUCAGGAUGACAUACUACUGGAGGUCACAGAUGGCAUAAAUGCAGCAGAAUGUGUGCUAUACAUUGAGGUGUUCCCUGUAAAUGAUGAGCCACCGGUCCUAAAGGUAGACCUCAUUCCAAUGAUGCACUGCUCAGAGGGCGAAGAGGUGGUCAUUACCUCUGAAUACAUUUUUGCUACUGAUGUGGACAGUGAUGAUAUGAAACUGAUGUUCAUGAUUGUUCGAGAACCUCAGCAUGGGACAGUGAGGAAAGCUGGGGUCACAGUGCAUCAGUUUUCUCAGGGAGAUGUUAUGGCAGGGGCUGUGACGUACAAACACACAGGUGGUGAGAUUGGCCUGGUGCCCUGUUUUGACACCAUAACGUUGGUAGUUUCGGACACAGAAGCUGGCCCUUUUGUGAAUGGACCUCAUCCAUCUGUUCCUCUUCAUGAGUCCUUUCCAGUGUAUGAUCUCAACAUCACAGUGUAUCCGGUGGACAACCAAUCACCUUCAAUUGCAAUAGGUACCAUGUUCUUUGUAGAUGAGGGUUUCUCAGCAGCCCUUACUAUUAACCAUUUGUCUGCCACUGACCCCGACACUGCAGCAGAUGACUUGGAAUUUGUUUUGGUUUCUCCUCCCCAGUUCGGCUACCUUGAAAACACACUACCUUCUGCAGGUUUUGAAAAAAGCAAUAUGGGCAUCAGCAUAGCUUCGUUUCAGUGGAAAGACAUGAAGGCUUUACACAUUAACUAUGUGCAGUCCAGGCAUCUGAGGAUGGAACCAACAGCCGACCGGUUCAUGGUGUAUGUCACUGAUGGGAAACGACGCUCCUUGGAGAUACCAUUUUACAUUAUAAUCAACCCCACAAAUGAUGAAGCUCCUGAUUUUAUAGUGCGGAAUAUUACUGUGUAUGAGGGUCAGAUGAGAGAGCUGGAUUCUUCCAUCAUUAAUGCUAUUGACCAGGACAUUCCCAAGGACCCCUUGCUGUUCAGCGUCACUCAGAAGCCACGUCAUGGCCUCCUCAUCAACGGGGUGUUUAGCAAAGACUUGCCUCAGUAUAAGCAAUCACCCAACCCUGGCCAGAAGCAUGAAGUUGUUUACAACUUUUCCAUGGAGCUUCUCAAGAAUGGAAUGAGGUUGAUGUAUUUGCAUGAUGACUCAGAGAGCCUUGCUGAUGACUUUACAAUCCAGUUGUCGGAUGGGAAACAUAAGAUACUUAAAACCAUUUCUGUAGAGGUCACCCCAGUUAAUGAUGAGAAACCAGUGCUGAGCAAGAAAGCUGAAAUUACAGUGAAUAUGGGUGAAACUCGUAUUAUUUCUAGUGCAGUUCUCUCAGCCAUAGAUGAAGACUCACCCAGGGAGAAGAUUUACUACUUAUUUGAAAGGCUUCCCCAAAAUGGGCAACUUCAGUUUAAGAUAGGGAGGGACUGGGUCCCUCUCCAUCCUGGCAUGAAAUGCACUCAGGAAGAAGUGGAUCUGAACUUGCUGAGAUACACACACACUGGCGCAUUGGAUUCCCAGAACCGAGACAGCUUCACCUUCUACCUCUGGGACGGUGACAAUAGGUCCCCUGCAUUUGACUGUCAGAUCACCAUCAAGGAUAUGGGAAAAGGUGAUAUUGUCAUCCGGGCAAAGCCACUUUUGGUGUCUAAAGGUGACAGAGGUUUCCUGAUGACCACCACCCUCCUUGCUGUGGACGGAACAGACAAGCCUGAGGAACUUCUCUACAUCAUCACCUCCCCACCGCGAUAUGGCCAGGUCGAAUACGUGCACUAUCCUGGGGUCCCCAUUACAAGCUUCAGCCAAAUGGACAUAGCAGGACAGAUAGUCUGCUACGUACACAAGAGCACAGCAGCUGCCCACAGGGACACGUUCAGAUUCAUCGUGAGCAAUGGACUGCAGACCAAGCCUGGGGUGUUUGAGAUCACACUGGAGACUGUGGACACAGCAUUACCUGUGGUGACCAGGAACAAGGGGCUGAGAUUGGCUGAAGGGGCCACAGGCCUCCUCUCCCCUGACCUCCUUCAGCUGACCGACCCUGACACUCCAGCGGAGAACCUCACCUUCCUUUUGGCCCAGCUUCCACGACACGGCCAGCUCUACCUGCGGGGGACAGUGCCGCUUCCACACAGUUUCACUCAGCUGGACGUGGACAGCGGGCAUGUGACCUACAGGCACUUGGGAGGACACUCUCCUACCGACCGCUUUACUUUUGUGGCCACGGAUGGGACAAACCAAGGCUUUCUUGUGGAUGGAAGAAGGUGGCAAGAACCUGUUUCGUUCACCAUCCAGGUGGACCAGGUGAACAAAGCAGCCCCCCACAUCACACAUUCGCAUUCCCCUUCUCAAGUGGGGCUCCUGAAAAAUGGUUGUUACGGGAUUUACAUCACUUCCCAUGUGUUGAAGGCAUCGGACCCUGACACUGAUGACAAUCAGAUCAUCUUUAAGAUUUUACGAGGCCCCCAACAUGGACAUCUGGAGAAUACAACAACAGGUGAAUUUAUCCAUGAGAAAUUUAGCCAAAAGGACUUAAACAGUAAGACCAUUCUUUACAUCAUAAACCCAUCUUUGGAAGUAAAUUCAGAUACCGUGGAAUUUCAAGUCAUGGACCCCACAGGGAACUCUGCCACUCCUCAAAUCUUGGAACUGAAGUGGUCUCGUAUCGAGUGGUCACAGACUGAAUAUGAGGUCUGUGAGAAUGUGGGCGUAUUGCCCUUGGAAAUUACCAGAAAGGGAUAUUCCAUGGACUCGGCCUUUGUGAGUGUAAAGGUCAACCAAGUGUCGGCUACAGCUGGAAAGGAUUUCACUGUGACUCCAUCUAAGCUGAUUCAGUUUGACCCAGGAAUGUCAACUAAGAUGUGGAAUAUAGCAAUUACCUAUGACGGAUUAGAGGAAGAUGAUGAGGUCUUUGAAGUAAUUCUGAACUCCCCCGUGAAUGCGGUUCUUGGCACAAAGACAAAAACUGCAGUGAAAAUUUUGGACUCAAAAGGAGGACAGUGCCAUCCUUCAUAUGCCUUCAAUGCAAACAUGCCCAAUGCAUGGGAGAAGGGCAUUUGGAGCCUGCUCUCCCCAGGGGCUUCCUCACGCACCACUUCUGGUUCCUUUCAUCCGGAAAGAAGACCCCUUCCAUCUUCCAAGCAGCUAGCAGUCGCCAGGGGAGACACCCUGCGGGACUUUGACUCUGAAGAUCUUUCUCUAAUGAAGCUUAGGACCCAAGCAAAUGGCAAAAGAGUCCAUCCAUCCUCUGUUUAUAGAAAUGGAACAGACAUCAUCUACAAUUAUCAUGGAAUGAUUUCCCUGAAACUGGAGGAUGACAGUUCCUCAACUCACAGAAGUAAGGCCAAAGUAUCCAUUGUUAGUCAGCCGCAAAAGACAAUCAAAGUGGCAGAACUGACUCAAGCAGAUAAGGAGGAAUCCACAACCGGCUCACACUUCCCCCAACAGGACCGUUUGCCCUCAUUUCCAAAGAACUGCACACUGGAAUUAAAGGGACUCUUCCACUUUGAAGAAAGCCUCCAAAAGCUGUAUAAGUGCAAUGGAAUUGCCUGGAAAUCUUGGAGCCCUCACACCAAGGUGGAAGAUAAAUCAUGCCCAGCUGGGUGGCACCAUCACUUAGGCUACUGCCACUCCUUGAUCACAGAGCAGAAGGGCACCUGGAUCAUAGCCGCCCAAGCUUGCAGGGAACAUCACCUGGGCAGCCUUGUAACUGUCCUCUCCAGGCAGCAUAUGCAAUGGCUUUGGGACAUCAGUGGAAGAAAGCCCUUUUGGAUAGGUUUGAAUGACCAAGUGCAUGCUGGCCACUGGGAGUGGAUCGGCGGUGAACCUGUGACCUUCACCAACUGGAGGAGAGGGCCUCCUCAACGUUCAAAGCCUGGCAAGAACUGUGUUUUGGUUCAAAGACAAGGAAAAUGGCAAACAAAGGACUGUAAGAAGGGCAAAUCUCACAAUUAUAUGUGCUCCAGGAAACUCUAA
Messenger RNA from Mesoplodon densirostris (Blainville's beaked whale), 6528 nucleotides. RefSeq names its product FRAS1 related extracellular matrix 1 (gene FREM1). Gene Ontology annotation, cellular component: membrane. Gene Ontology annotation, biological process: cell communication. The transcript is spliced from 36 exons. Lineage: Eukaryota; Metazoa; Chordata; Mammalia; Artiodactyla; Ziphiidae. Bases 1 to 6528 code for a protein of 2175 amino acids. The record is from RefSeq and is a predicted model, not a curated record.